GCGAAAGAGAGAGACAGAGACAGAGAGCGAGCGCGCUUUCAGGCAGCUGGCGCGAGGGGGGCGGCUGCGCCUGCGCGAACCGCGCUGACAAGCCCGGCGCUGUUUCCCUUCCCUCUUACGAAAGGGCGGGAGGGGAGGGGGAACGAGAGAGAGGGGGAGCCGCGGAGGGGGGCGCGCGGGUCUCUCUCGCGCGCGUGCGCGGGGCAGGUAAGCGGCUGUUUGGCGGCCGUUGGGGCUCCGUGAGGCGAGGGAGGUUGGGGGGGGGGGGAGGUGGGUCCGGUGAGGGAAAAGAGAGGCGGCGGCUUCUCCUCCUCCUUCUCUCCCGCCCUCACACGGAGAGCGAUGGAAGGAGCCCUUCCCGCCAAAACGGGGCAAGAGGCGGCUGCGCUGGCCUGGCGGCCCCGAGAAGCGCCGGGGAGGCGGAUCCUGAGGGGGAAAUCUUGACUAUUACACCGAUAGAGAUAUAUCGGUACAUAUAUAUAUAUAUGCGUGUGUGUUUGCGGUUACCUCAGACGCUGUGCUUCCUCCACAGCCCUUGUUUCCUCCCUCAAGAGGGUCGUGAGGACGGUGUUUUCGCGUGUCGGCGGCGGCGGCAGCAGCACCAGCAACAACAUGAGCCGCGAUUUCAAACCCGGGGACCUGAUCUUCGCCAAGAUGAAAGGCUACCCGCAUUGGCCAGCCCGGGUCAGUAAGGCGCCGCCUCCCUCUCUCCCUCAUCCAUCCCUCCUUCACCUGCGUUCCCACGAGCGUGCUUUUUCACGCGCCCGGGGGGGGGGACGUCCGUGGGGAACCCGCCCCCUUCCCCUCCACUCGCUUUUUUUUCCCCUGCAGGAGCGGGGUGGUUCGGGGUUCACCCGUCUGGACCUCUCUCUUGGGGAGGGAGGGGGCGUGUUCGUGGCGUCCCUGGAAGUGACUUCUCCAUCACAUUGCAAGGUGCCCACAUGCUGCGGUUCGGCUUAGGGUGUUUUUUUUUCCAGCUAGGUGGUCUUAAUGCCCUGCAGAAAAAAGGGGUCACAUUCCUCCCCCCCACAAAAAAAGAAAACUACUUGGUGGGCAAAUGGAUUGGGCCAAAUCAGGUGAAUGGCUGAGAGCGCUACCUGCUCAUGGCGUAGCUUUGGGUAAUUUACAUGGUUUUAGCAAUGAAUCCAUAAGUGACUGUGGAGGCCAAUUCUGGAUCCACACGUCCUUCCGCAGUGGGGACAGGUUUCCGGGUGGGGAGUGGAUUCCCAUCAGGGUUUGCCAAAUGUGCCUUCCUCUUAGCACGUUUCUCCCUUAUGUCCUGAGUUCAAAUGUCUUCAAAGCCCAUGGUAUCUGAAGAAGUGUGCAUGCACACGAAAGCACAUACCAAUAACAAACUUAGUUGGUCUCUAAGGUGCUACUGGAAGGAUUUUUUAAAUUUUGUUUCAAAGCCCAUGACACCUUUGGUAAAGGCUGUUCUCCAACUGGAGCGCUUGCAGGCCGGUGUUUCCCACUUGUCGCUGUUUAUACUACAUUUUUAAAGACUUGCCUUAAGAGAGUCUUUAAACCUCUUUUGUUGACCACCAGCAUUACGCUUUCCAUUCAUAAGUUGGGAAUAGAGUAGUUGCUUUGGAAUAUGAUAAUCAGGCAUUCACACAACAUGACCAGUCCAACAAAGUUGAUGUUGAAGAAUCAUUGCUUCAACACUGGUGAACUUUGCUUUUUACAGUACACUGGCAUUAGCUCGCCAGUAUACUGGUAUUAGUUUGGGUAAUUUAGUAGGGACACAUUGGGUUGCGUGUGUCUGUAAUAAAAAAUAUACCUAUCCAUCUACCUAAAGAUGUCUGGGUUAGAAAAGUAUGUGUGUUGUCUCUUAUUUUCAGGUCAUAGUCUAGAGUCUUUUCUACUGACCAGUUAACAUUCAAUGAGAGACAUUGAUGUUAUAUACAGUGUAAGGUGGGGGGAGGGCAGGGGGGUGGUCAUUGCCAAGGAAAAAUAACAGAUAGAACCUACCAAAGUAACGCUGGCAUAUUGGGUUGUUGUUUUAAGAAUACACUAUGUAAAAGGAUGAAAGUUUACUAUCCCCUCCCUUCUCUCUCCCCUGCUCUCUUCUUCCCCAGAUUUAUACUUUCUAUAACAUUAGUGUCUCACAUCAAAAUAUUUAAAAAAACCAGAAGCUGUAUGUAGGUGUGUAACCAAGGAAAAUCUUUAAUAACAUUUUUUUAAAAAACUGAAAACUGAAUUUGAAAUGGCUAAAGAGAACUAACUGGGGCCUGUUGAGGAAAAGGUCAAAGUAAGAUGCUGCUUACCAGUACUGAAAGACUUGCUUGGAAGCCGGUCAAUAUUUAUCCAAAGACAUAAAAAAAAAAAAAAUAGAUUUGGGGCAAUUCUGCAUGACACAGAAUCACACACCAGCAUUCAAAGGUGCACAAACUAGAUCAGAGCACAGAUCCUAAUGAUUUUUCAUACUGCCCACCCUGUAAUCUUAUUUGACAUUUUUCCCAUAGCACUAUAUUGCCAAAAUAAAUAAAAAUAGUCCAGUGUGGAUCCUUUGGGUUUCUUUUCUCCACAUUCACCUAACCACAUGCCACAUUAUGCUGGCUACAUUAUAAAAAUUAAGACAUCUGAAGAGCAGUUCAUCAAAGUCUUGUAACCUGAAGAUUUAACAAGUUUAGCACAAGCUUUUAUGGAAUCAUGCAUCAGUUAGCAAGUGUGGCAGUCUGUGAUUAAAUCUGCAUUUAAAAGAAUGCAAAUUAAGACUGGUGACUGUUCACCAUAGCAAUUAUUAUGAUAAUACAAUCAUUAGAUUUACUGUUGUCCCUAUUCAGACCAAAAUGGAUAGAAUCCAACUUCAUUAUUAUUACUAUUACUUGGUCACCUUACACAUAGAAAAGAAUUUACACAGAGUAGAAAAGAAAAUAGAGUGACUUACACAUACAACACAAAAACUAAAACCAAUCAAUUAAAAACCUCUAAAUAAAAGAUGUAUCUAUACAAAUAAAAUACAGUUCUAGCAGAUCCUGCCCUUCCAAAAAAGGCCAUAAAUACUAAAAAAAACCAAACCCUUCAAACUAAGGGCCAGAAGCCCAGGUAAAGAGAACAGUUUGCCUAGAGCCUAAAACUAGAUAAAGAUGGUGCCAGGUGAGCCUUCCUUUGGAGAGCAUUCCUCAAGUUGGGAGUCACCACUGAAAAGGCCUGUUCUUGUGUUGCUCCCCUCCAGACCUCUCAUGAAGAGCCUCAGAUGAUAAUUGCAGGAUCCAGGUCAGUUCUUCAUAAGUUCAAAUUAAACUGUUUCACACUGUAAAGGUAAAGGCAAAGGUACCCCUGCCCGUACGGGCCAGUCGUGUCCGACUCUAGGGUUGCAUGCUCAUCUCGCUCUAGAGGCCGUGAGCCAGCGCCGUCCGAAGACACUUCCGGGUCACGUGGCCAGCGUGACAAAGCUGCAGCUUCGUGGCCAGCACCAGCGCAGCACACGGAAACGCCGUUUACCUUCCUGCUAUAAAGCGGUCCCUAUUUAUCUACUUGCACUUAAGAGUGCUUUCGAACUGCUGGGCAGGAGCUGGAACCGAACGACGGGAGCUCACACCGCCACGGGGAUUCGAACCGCCGACCAUACGAUCGGCAAGUCCUAGGCACUGAGGUUUUACCCACAGCGCCACCCACGUCCCCACUGUAGUGUCCCUUUAAAGUACCUUUUUUGAAGAAUAAAUUUAGUGAAGAAUAAAUAAAUUCUACCUUGCAGUGCUUUGCCCUGUGAAACUGUCUGUCACAGCUAAUUUGAUGCUCUUCUGUAACCGUAAGGAUGGUGCUUGUUACCUAAACAAAGUGGUCCCUUUGGAUAACACCACACUAAUUAAAAGAAGUGCCUCCAUGCUGGGCAGUUAUAACUGGGAGGCAAACUGAUACCUUCUUUCAGCAGCCAACAAAAUCAAUGUCAGAAUUAGCAGGGAGUCAUUCCCUCAUUAUUAGCAUGAUCCUAUACAUGUUUGCUUUCAAUAAGUCUUGCUCUGCUCAGUGAGGUUUACUCCCAAUUAAAUGCACAUAGGAUUGCAGUUUAAGAGAAAAUUGUUUUGAAUCUGUUGUCUUUGGUGGUCAGUGACUAACAUCUUAUAUAUGUGAGACCUUCUGUUUUCAACCUACUUCACAAGUGUUCUGAACAUUAUAACCACCAGUGAUUUCUUUACCCCUUUUAGUAGUUUCCUACUAAAUCAAAGUGUUUCAUUUAGAGUAAAUGUUGCUUUCCCCCCUUUUCUUAGGUGGAUGAAGUUCCUGAUGGAGCAGUCAAGCCACCUACAAAUAAAAUGCCUAUAUUCUUUUUUGGCACACAUGAAACGUAAGUCCUAAAGUUACAAAGCUAUACUGGUUGAAGUAGAGUUACUUGGCUGUUGAACUAUAGAUUGUACAUAUUUUAGAGCACAGAGGCAUGACAAUAUCAUUUUUACAUUGGGUUAACUUGGUGAAACUGAUCUUUUCCCAGGCUUAGUCUAAAGAGUAUUUGUUUUCUAAACACAGAACCCUGUUUGUUAUCCUGUAUUAUAUUACACUUGCAGUUAUUUAAUUUUGCCACAAUCAACAGUGUAUGUUAGUACAUGACCAGGACUUCUUGUCAUGCUAUAGCCGAUAGGAGGUGUGAGUUCUUUGUUGUAGUUCUGACCUUUGGAGGCCCUGGAAGUUGAAACCCACAGAAACAAAGAACAACCGUUACUGCUCUUAUUGGCUGGUGUGUGGGUCAAUGCACCUCAAAAAGGAUAAUCUAGAGCUGAAAAACGUGUAGCAUAGGGCAACCAAAAUGAUGAAGGGACUUAACCAAGUUCUCUAUGAGGAAAGAUUACAACAUGUAGGGCUAUUUAGUCCAGAAAAAGGGCAAAUGAGGAGGGACAUGAUAGAGAUGUAUAAGAUUAUGCAUGGUUUGAAAAAAAAAAGUUUACAGACAAAAGGAUUUAUCCCCCUCAUAAUACUAGAAUCCAAUGAAGCUGAAUAUUGGUAGAUUCAAGAUAGACAAAAAAUACUUGUUCACAGGGUACAUAGUAAAUGUCACUACCAUAAUAUUUAGUAAUUGCUACUACCUUGGAUGGUAUUUAAAUUACAAUAGACAAAUUCAUGGAGGACAAGCCUAUCGAGGAUACCAUCAUGAUGGCUGUGUACUGUCUCCAUUAUCAGAGGCAAUAUCCCCUUUGCCUGGUGCCUUCAUUAUACACCUUUAGGCGUCAGGUGAAAAUGUUCCUCUUCAACCAGGCCUUGGUCUGACAAACAUCCUACAUACUUGUAAAUGUGUUUGCACCAGGGAGGGGAUUAUUGGUUUGUUUUGGUUUUGUUCUUUUUUUUUAUUGCGUAUUUUGUGUUUUUAUCCUGUAUAUGCUGUGAACUUUCCUGAGAUGUACAGAUGAAGAGAACUCAAAGAAUACAAGUUUAUUUAUUAAUAAGCUUUCUAUGAGUUCUUUCCCCUCAUCACAAAAGUGUCCAAAAAGUACACGCUGCAUUCAUGGGAGCUGAGGCGAAGUGUUUUGAGAAUUGUGGGUAGUUAUUUGGCAUAGCAUAGAACUAGUGUGAAGUGGCCUUUCCUGCAGGUCUUUGCACCCUGGAGCAGUUUUCCAGUCCAGCUCUUAGAAGAGACUGUGGAGCAGGAAUGAGUGGGGAAAGUAGCAGACAGUGUGUCGGGCAUUGUAGAGAGAGACUGGAAAGAAAACGGGAAAGGAAUAUAUGCAUUAUACUUUGUUAGACCCAGCAUCUGUUUACACCAUGACCCACAGUUCUUUGAGAAUUAGGCCUUCCAUACAUUUUGUGCAGUCUUAUUGUAGCAAAUGCCAAAGUGGUGGCUUAGCGUCAAAGCAUACAAUCAGUGUUUAUGAUCCAAGGUCAUUAUACUAUGAAAAAAUGCAGUUUCUCCCUCCUAAUUUAGUUACUUUGUACCUUGCCCAAUGCUACAGUGUUAUUUUUUCAGUUGGAAUUAUUAGAUCUAGGCACGGUAUUCCAGUGUGACAUGUAGUAGUAGUAUAUUUACUGUGAAAUUUCAAUCCUUUCCCUGAUAACUUCAAAACUGAUAUAGCACUUUUCACUACAAUAGCACUUUUGAAUGUGCAAAAUGCCACUUAAGGUUAGUGGUGAUGGGGAGAGCCAGAGAUAGGAAAAUGGAUUGAAUAUUUUAUGAAUUCAUUUUGGGGAAUGACUUCACUUCCAUAUUACAAUCCCAAAAUAAUGUAUGUGUGUGUUACAGCCUAUUGAGACCUAUGUAUAUGAAGUCAGGAUCUUCUGUUUUUGUUCCUGCAUAUAUUGCUUCAAAAUGUGGAUUCUCACCUGUAAUUCUGUUGCCAGGUUUGGAGAGAUGCUUUUGUUGUUUGGGAGCAUUUGAGUGCUAAAUAUCUACAAUAUUGGUUACCUUGUUUCUUCCUGACAAUUUUAUAAUAAAUAGCACUGAAUACAUUAGGUUCUCAGUUACCAGUGUAUGAGAAAACUUCUACUAUUUACCUGUGACUGUUGGUGAGGAAUUUGUCCAAGUCUUUUAUAAAUUAUAGCCUUUAUAUUCAUUAGUGAAUGCUAAUAAUGACACACAGAAAAGCUUUUCUAAAAGAAUAGGUUUAAAUAGUAAACGGUUCCCAUUCAAAUUACCAGUUUUAAUAAGAAAUGUGGAGUGUACCUUGAAUAUUUGGGUGUCUCACUUUCUUUGUAGAGCAUUUUUGGGACCAAAAGAUAUAUUCCCCUAUGAGGAAAACAAAGACAAAUAUGGCAAACAAAAUAAAAGGAAAGGCUUCAAUGAAGGCUUGUGGGAAAUUGUGAACAAUCCAAAAGUAAAAUUUUCUACUCAGCAGGUAAGUUACCAUCUAAUGUGUAUAGACUGACAAUUUAGUCAGCUAUUUCUAGUACCUUAUUGACCUGACAGUGUCUGUUCUGUGUCCUGAGCCUAUUAUGCCAAUAUGAUGUUAUCAGGAACCAUAGGUAUCAGAACGCUGCUGUUGUAGUUUAAUAGAUCAGGUUCCCCAUUACUGAAUUGGACAUUUCAUGCCAUUGCCCCUACCUGUCUUCUCACAUGACUACUAUUCCUUUUUAGAGUACCUGCUCACAGUUAAGCAAAUGGUCAAUCCCAGGCCUUUUUGAGAAGCUUUUUUCCUCAGGCAAGGGCAGCCCCUGCCAGAGUAAAUGGGUAGCACAAUUCUUGUAGAACAAGUGAGUGGCAGCAGCUGCGGACCUUUCUUACAAGGCUUGUUGACAAGACAAGAAUUGUAUAUACUUGAGGUAGCCAAUGUGGAGCCUUUCAGAUGUUGGACUCAAACUCCCAUUAUGCCCAGCCAACAUGAUCAGUGGUUGGAGAUUAUGGGAGUUGUAAUCCAGCAACAUUUAGAAGAUGCUACAUUGGCUACCCCAAAUAUCCUUACAGCAAACUCAGUUCUCCAAGUGCUGGUCCUUAUGUAGCCAAUGAGGGAAGUAUCAGUAUGCUUCUAGGUUAGUACAAUAACAUUUACGAAAAUUCCCAAAGGAAAUGUUUGCAUUGACUGAACAACCUAUUUAGUGCUAUGUUGAAUGCAGUCCUUUAAUUGUAGGGUGGAUUUCUAAAUUCAUUACAUAGUAAACCCUGGUGAGUUCAAUGAGCCUUUGAGUAAAUUUUAUUACAAUUGUUCCAUUAAUCACUGAAGUUUUCUGUAUAGUGUUUUUAAUAUUUGCUUUAUGCAGCACGCUACCCUGAAAUUUGAUAUGAUGAAGUGUUGUAUAAAAAUGUUGCAUAUAUUUAAUGUUUUUUAAUCACCCAAUUUUGGAAUUGCUGAUCUUGUGUCUUUGUUUCCUGCUGAUUUAUGUAUAUGUUGACGAUAUUUUUGUCCAUAGCCCCAUCCAGCUAUUAACCCUACAGUUGUUAAAGAAACUGCUGAAGAAACUAACUUAGAUACUAUAGAGGAAAAUGAACAAAAAAUGGUGCCCAAAAGGAAAAAGCUGACUGCUCUUAAAGUAAGUGAUCAAGAUCUCAUCCAAUGCUACAAUUCUAUGAUUUAAGUUAGUCAUGAGUGGCUAAGAAUUUAUUUCAUUGGGUCUUCUCUGAGUAUAACUUAGUAUACUGUCACCUUGUAAUGUUAAAGAUAGGGCAAAGGUGAGGGUAUAAAGUGCAGUAUGGACAGGAAAAGAUGGUGGUAAAUCAGUUUCCUUCAUUGGAUAUAAUAGAAAAUUGGUUUAAGAAACCAGAACAUCUUCAUCAAGGUUAUGAGGACAGUCGCAAGAAGGGAGUUGUUUGCAUAUGGAUGGUGGGGAGAUGAAAACUGGACCAUUUUCCUCUGAAUUCUGUUUAGGCUUUUGGAGGUAAUCACUGCUCCACCUGAUUUGAAGUCUUUGCUAGCUCUGUUUUUAUUCCUGUUGCUUAUUUUCUGUUGAGGUGAGGUCAGAUUACUGGAACACUAGAGGAUUUCUUAUGAGACCCCCUUAGCUUCUUCCCAACCUGCCAAAAGCAAUUUACAUACAGUGGUACCUCUGGUUACGUACUUAAUUUCUUCCAGAGAUCCGUUCUUAACCUGAAACUGUUCUUAACCUGAAGCACCACUUUAGCUAAUGGGGCCUCCCGCUGCUGCCGCACCACCAGAGCACAAUUUCUGUUCUCAUCCUGAAGCAAAGUUCUUAACCCGAGGUAUUAUUUCUGGGUUAGCAGAGUCUGUAACCUGAAGUGUAUGUAACCUGAGGUACCACUGUAUUUCCCCUUGCAAAAACAUGCUGCCGUUUCAUGGACCCUAACAAAAGGACUGUUAAAGGGAGUUACAGUCAAAUUACUUGAUUAAUGGUGAAUUGGGAUUAUCAGUUGUGAUAGAACAGCACUAGUGUCAGGUUUGUUUUCCAUACAUUUGGUAUUCACUUAAGUGAUCUAAGGGUUUUGUUUGUUUCUGCUAACAACUUUGAAUGCUAAAGUAAUUAUAUAUGCACUUAAUUAAGUCUAGUUAAGUGUUGAAUAGAUCACUAGUUGUGCUGAUUGCUUUAUUGCUUUCUGAGAGCCUUAAUACCCAUUACAUCAUAGAUGUUAUAGGCACUGGCGGAGGAAGAGGGGGGCGGGGGGAGCGCGCCGCCCCCGGCAGCGCAAUCCUGGUGGGGUUCCAUCGUGGCUGCCCCCCGCCCGUGCUGGAUGCCCCACCCCCGCAGGCAGCACACCCCACCCCCGCCUGCUCUCCGUCCCCUGGUGCCAGAGCAUGAAGCUCCGUCACUGGUUAUAGGAAAAAUUAAUUGGGAAUCAGGAUCCCAAGAAGAUGAGGCAGGAAGCCAUGUGGUGAUUUUGACUUGAGAUCACUUCAUUAUCUGUGGACUGAACAAGACUGGUGUCCUGAACACAGGAGGGGCAGAAUGUUCGGCACUUGUGAUUCAGAAAGAAGCUCCACACUUCCAGUAGCCAAGGCACAGCUUACAUAAAGCAAUUCUACACAAAGCAAUUUUGAUGUUCAUUUAUAUUUAACAAGAUUUAUAUACUGGCUAAUUCAAAAAAACUCUAAGCUGUUUAGAUAGCUUUGACUAAACAAAAAAGUUUUUAGCCAGCCUCAAAAAGAAUACAAUUAAUGCACCUGAUUAAUAUUCAUAUAGUUAGGUAAAGGACCCCUGGACAGUUGAGUCCAGUCAAAGGCAACUAUGGGGUACGACACUCAUCUUGCUUUUCAGGCCGAGGGAGCCAGUGUUUGCCUACUGACAGCUUUCUGAGUCAUGUGGCCAGCAGGACUAAACCGCUUCUGGCACAACGGGAUACCGUGACGAGUGCCAGAGCUCAUGGAAACACCGUUUCCGUAUUCAUAUAGUUACAGCAGUAUACAGAACAUAAAGCCUUGUUAAUCUUCUAAACUGAUGCUCAUCCUACGAUGUUUUUCUGCAAUGUGUAUUAUUGAAAAAGUUUUAAAUCCCAAAGAAAUAGAUGGCACACAACCAUGCUCAAGUGCCUGUUCAGCUCUGAGUUAAGAGAGCUGAUGGCUUUCUCUUGCAUGAGAGUGUUCUGGGGCACAGAAUAUUUCUGGGCAUUGAGGUCAAUGUAUGAUGAUAACAGAGGAACUUCAGAUACCUGCUACUUAACAUUAGAGUUUGGGGUUCAAAUGGAACCUGAGACACUUGUGCCAGUAUGCCUAAUAACCUUACAAUGACAAGUCCCUUACAGGCCACUAGUAAAAGAAAAGGUUGAAUAAAAAGGUACAAGUUAUGUAUACCCUGUCUAUGCUCUGCAUGGAGAGAGCAUUUCUGACAGCUUGGAUGAGGAUUUUUAGGGCUGAAUCUGUAUCUCAUUGGGAUCCUCUUAACACAUAUUUUAUAUGUGUCUGCCAGUCCCAGAUUAAGAAAUCUAGAUAAGUUUUUGGAAAAUGAAAAAAAAAUCAUAUGGAUACAGUUAACCAUGUUUACUUUGCCUUUCAAAAACAAAUUCUGAUGUAGCUUCAUGAGGACUGCACUUUCAUCAUUAGGCACCUAUACAGACCUUACAUAGAUGUAAAUUUUUUAAAAUGAUAUUUGUAUCUCAUUCCCAGGGUUCAGUUAAGCAGGAUAAUAUAACCUCUGAAGUUGAAAUAGAAGAAAAAGAGAUGGAAAUCUCGAAAGAUGAUGAUUCUUCAGAAAAACCUAGUGAAGUAUGUGACUUCGAGAAAUUUGGAUUGUUGUUCUUUUUUAUUGUUCCCAGUUUACAUUUAAUUUUGGAAAAUGAGGGUCACACACAGCUUUCCCCUUUUGAGCAGCACCUAGGCUCUGCAUAAAUACUUUUUUCUCUCUGUACACAAUACAACAUGGGUUCUCCUCUCUUUGUAGUGACACAGGUUUUUCUGAACCCCUUGUCCUCUCUGAACUUUUUCUCUCUGCCCAUUGCUACCACUGUUAUACUGCACUCUUUUGUGCUACCGUUUCUCCAUUAGUGCAUAUUGCUGCGGGUCUGUCUCCAACUCCCAGGACUGACCCCCUCUUCUUUAAAGUUUGGUAACAGCUCACAAGACUAAUUGCAUAGCGAGGAUGUGUCUGAUGCAGAUGGGCUAUGCAGAUUGCUUACUGAACAAGUUAGAAGAAGUAGUGCCAACUCCACUUUGCACCUCUGAAUCCAGGAAUGGAAGGAAGGAAGGAAGUAGACAUGAGAGGUGUUUGUAUUUAGUGCCAAACCAUGAUUUAGUGCUCUGUGCAUAUGCAAAAAGAAACCUCUGCAUUCUCUGAGGCUUGAUUGCCCCCCCCCCAUGCAAGGCCUAGUUUAAUUUCAACUUUCAACAAAUCUUAGCUUUCUAGAUUUUUGUUUAAAAUAAACUGAUCAGUUUCCAAGUAAGUAAACUUAAAAAUGUGGGUUAUAAAGCUGGCUCAUUAAACAGACUAGAGUGCAUGGUUUAUAUGAAAUGACACAUUUUAUAAAAAGUGAAACGAAACAGCUGAAGCUGUCCUCCCAGCAGUACAGAAGGAAAGGUUCACAACACCUCCUUGCUGCUUAUAGAACUAUUAUUGAAGCAUUACAUGUGAACCAGGCCAUAGCUAUGCAGGGAUUAUCUCAUCCUCUGGCUGGGUGCUCACCCCACUUGUUACACUGGCAUUUGGGGAGCUGCAGCAAUGUGAGCCUGACUUGGUUAGCACAGCCUCGGUUCAUUAAAACCAGUACUAACGGGUCUUUCCCAAUAUCUCAUACUUAAGUCUUCUUGCAUUCAAAGCAUAUGUACUACUACUAAGCUAUUGCCUCACCCCUUGAACAUUCCUACACUGGCAGGGUAACAUGACUCCUUGUGAGAGGAGUCGAUGCUAUUGUUGCUGACCAUCCUAGCUAGUAACUGAGGCAGUGCUGGUGUGUAUAAGAGGAGGAGCAUAGGCCCAAACUUUUAUACAUGACCCCAGGGGCACAGGUAGGAACUGCAGUUUAUCAGCUUUUACCUAACCAGUGUAACAUACAAACAAUGGCUUAGAGAUGAGAGAAGGCUACAAACAAUGGUGAGCUGGAAUUGCUUCAGGGGGCUGUAGUUAGUUUGUACAGACCUAGUUUAAAUAUCCUUGUAACUGGAGUGUAGCUAGCUAAAUAGAUAUGAGCUGUGCAAUUUGAUGAAGUUAUUAUUGUGCCUCAGACCUAAACACAUCUAAAAACAAAUCUCAUUUAAUUAGAGCGCACUUCCAAGUGUAUAAAUGAGUAUUUUUUCCUUGAAUAGCAAGUCCCUUGUGCUAUAUGAAGUGCUCUCAAAAAUCUUCUCCCUUUCAAAGGUAGUUUGCCAUGCAGCAUGUGGGCUGCUGCUUGAGAAAAAGAAAUCCCUUAAACUCACGUUCUUUGGGACAUGUAGAAUUCCAUGGGGUGGGUGGGGGUGAUAGCAUAAACUUAAGAAUUUCAAAAUUACACAGACAAUUUUUACAGUUAAUUUUAGUACUAUUUCUGCCCUUAGGAUAUUGAGAAAUCAGAUGAUGCACCUAUCCCUAAGGUGGCUAGGAGGGGGAGAAAAAGAAAGGUAAUAUUUAGAACUUUUAUAGUUUUGUAAAUACAGAUUGGAUUGUCAGUUGUUUUUCAAAGCUAUUGGUUGCCUAUGAAAAGACACACAAAAAUAACCUUAACAAUUACUAUAAAAAAAUUAUUACUUCAGAAUAUGUUGCUAAUAUGUAUGAAAUCAGUCCUUUUUCUAGGCUCUUACUAUCAAUCACACUUUUUUCCUGCCCUUCGCCUAUUCUGUCUUCCAUGACAGUGGGUGGGAUACAAAUAAGUGAACAUAAUGAUAUCUGGUCAAGUGGAGCUCCUGCUAAUGGGGGGAGGGAGAGCCCCUUUUAAAGUCUAUUUUCUUCACCCCUGAAGCAGAUUUUCAGGUGGAAAAGGAAACAUUGGGGGGGAAUUGUGUCUUCUUUAAUCCGCAAGCAGUGGGAGCUCCCUUUCCCUGAACAGCACACACAGGAUCUUAGGAUCCAACCUGGUGACAGACUCAAAAGUGUCCCAGUGAAGAGGGACUUCAGCUUGCAUCUUUCCAGUCUGAACCAGACAUGCUAUGCUGUAUAGUAUAUAAAAUCCAUUUUUCAUAAGCUCUUCCAACAUUUGGAACAGUUGUGCAGUUUGUUCAAAUUAAAUGAAGAAAUUUGUUUUCAAUACAGGCUGAAAAACAAGCAGAAGUUGAAGAGGCAGCAGUAGCAGCAACAGCUGCAGUGCCUACAGCUCCAAAAGCAAGUCCUAAAAGAGGAAGGCCAGCUGGUAAGUUACAGAGCCUGUAACUUGUUCCUAAUGUAUGCAGUCAGUUGAAAUAUGUUUUCUCCUCCCUCCCCUCCAUCCCAGCAGGAAAAACAACCCCCCCUCCAAAAAAAAACCCCAUACUGCUCAUGAUAAAGUAGCAUGUUGUAUAUGGGGAAAUCUCCCUGGAUUGAUUUUCUGUGCUUAUAUUGGGUAGAGAGAUCUCUACUGCUUCAUUCUGCUUAUACUGUACACUGGCCAAAAUGAUGAUUUAAACUUGAAAUGGUUAAAGAUCUUUCUACAGGUAACGUCAUCAUACAAAAUUAUUAUAGAACAUUGUUUUAGAUAUGAAGCUGUGCUAUUUAGUAAUAAUGUGAAUGUAUUUGAUUGCAUUGUUUCAUUUGUACAAUACCCUUUUGAAAAUGGAUUGUAAACUUUCUGUAUAUUUCUGUACUCUUGCAAUAAUGCAGUGAUCAGCGAGAUCUGCCCAUCUGCAGUAUUUUAAUAAAUAUAUUUGGGAUACCUGCGUUUUACAAAGACACCUAUCCUCUUCCCUCUGAAAUUUAUUCUUACGCUGUGAGUCUAGGGUACCUGCUAAAAUGGGAAUAUUUAGGUGAAACUUUACGGGGAUAGGAAGAUAUCAUUGUGCAUACAAACACACUACAUAAUGGAUUGUAGUGUGCAUGGUUAAUUUGCUUCUGUCAUCCCAUAGGCAUACAUCUUGACAAUAUAUGUCAUUGGUAUCUGCAAACUUGGGAGCUAUGCUAAUAAUUAUCUAUGGAGUUGGGAGCAAUGUUGUUGUAAACCUCCAGUUUUAGAGUUACAAAAGUAUACAGAACAUAUGUUAAUAAAAGUGCAUUUUCGUGGGUGUGUAUGUUUGGUACAUUUUCUAGUAUAGAAUAAAUUAGCAUGCUUAUUAAGGACUGCAACUGUUUGCCUCUAUGGAAAAACAGAGAAGCCAGUAUAUUAGGCCUUUCAUAACACUUUAUUAGUAUAUUUUGUUUGGUUAACACAUCCUGGGCUGCAGCAUCUAGGCUUAAUUAAAUUAGUCAUCUUGUAGGGAUGAUUCUCUCCAAGACAGUCAAUUAAAAUUGGGUUGAAGGGAAAGCUCUACUACUGACUUUUUAAUUUCAUCUUUUAAUGAUCAGCUAAAGUGAAAUAGUUAGGCUGUAUUUAAUUAAAACUUUUUUUAUGAAUCAGCUUCUGAAGUAAAGAUUCCAAAACCCAGAGGAAGACCAAAAUUGAUUAAACCAGUCUGCCCUCCUGAGAGUGAUGUGUAAGUUUGUUUUUAAGCAUUGGCAUUUGACAUGGAGAGUUAGGAAUGUAAUGGGUUAAAAUAGAAAUUACAUCAAAUAUGCAAGUAUGUAUGAAUGACUUGACAGAUGAGUACUUGAAGGGGCAUAUUGCUAUUAUGGGUUGACCUCUGCUUCACCCCAGAUUUGCCAUGCCCUAUACCCUCAGGCAGGUUCCUAUGAAGAUAUAGCCAAGUCUCAUUUUAGGUCAGAAGAGACAUUUUGAUUCCUAACUGAACUUCUCCCUAUUGCAAUGGAUUCCCUGCAGCCACAUAGGAUAGAAGGAGGUGAGCAACUUGCUGCGGGGGCCAUGUGUGAAACAUCACCUAGUCUCUUGACUAGAUCGUUCAUGGAUUAUUACAGCUACUAGAUGGAGAUUGACUGGUUGGAUCCAUGAAGUGAUUAACACUUCAUUAUGAAAGGGAGCACACAGGGCUGCUGCUUCAGAAAACAUCAUUGGACUCAUGGUGAGCCACAAGCUGUUAAGUAGCUUCACAUGCUCCUGUAAGUAAUUUUGUGUUGGCUGUCAGGAGUAUGGACCAUUCCUUAGUUCACAUUAAACAGGGGCAAAACUAGGCUUUAUUUCACCCAGGUCAAAGACCCAGUUUGGCACCCUUGUUCAUUUGCGUGCACACAGAGAGAGAGAGAGACAGACAGACAGACACUAGGAGCCUCAAUGAUGCCCCUCUGGAGGCUUCACCUCCUGGUAGAUACGGUUCCGCAUGCAAUAAUUCCUUUUCAUAGGGUAAAGAAGAUUGAGCUGGCUAGAGGGUAAAAGAAAAUGUACAGUGGUACCUCGGGUUACAUAUGCUUCAGAUUACAUAUGCUUCAGGUUACAGACUCUGCUAACCCAGAAAUAGUGCUUCAGGUUAAGAACUUUGCUCCAGGAUGAGAACAGAAAUCGUGCUCCAGCGGCGCGGCAGCAGCGGGAUGCCCCAUUAGCUAAAGUGGUGCUUCAGGUUAAGAACAGUUUCAGGUUAAGUACGGACCUCCGGAAUGAAUUAAGUACUUAACGCGAGGUACCACUGUAUUCUGUUUUGGUUUGGAUUGCUUUUAGUGUUCACGAGGAAGAUAAGAGUAAAAGAAAGGGAGCUGAAGAAAAACCACCCAAAAAACUGCAAAAAAGGGAUGAAGAAAGUCAAAGAGAAGAAGACAAUGUAAAAAAAGACCCAGAGAAGAAAGAAGGCAAAAAAGAAGCUGAGCCAAAAAGGAAAACUGCUCCCAAAGUGGGAUCAGCAUCAGCCUCAGAUUCUGAAGAAGACGGAGAAGAGCAGGAAGGGAAUAAAGUAUGUGUUUGUCCAGUCUUUCAGUUAGGGAAACCUUUUGCUGCAUGCCAAGCUAUAUUCUGUAGCUAGUUUCUGAUGCUCCAUGUGAAAUGUAUUUUUCUUGUUUUAUAAAGUAAACUGUUAGGACCUGAUUUUAAUGUAAAGCCGUGGCCAACUUCAAUGGCUUGGUGCCACAUGGCAAAAAUACUUUUAAGGACCUGAUAUGCUCUGUGGUACUGAUGAUCUCAUGGAAAUAAUGGGGCUAUUUUGGAGUUAUUUUGUUUAAAAGCAUUUCUGUACUGCGUAAUAUUAAAAAUCUAAGCAGUGCACAAGAAUCCAACAUAAAAACAAUAUUGGAAAAGCAUAUAAACAGAAAUUCAGUAAUAACAAGACCGACUUUUAUGAAUCAGGGAAAGCUCAAAUAUAUCUUUAUAAGAUGUCUGAAGCAACUGAUGGCUUCAGCUACUAAAAUCAGUUUUCCUUUCUAUUCAAAAUUAAAAUGGUACAGAAGAAAAAAGGAAGAAAUAUCCAAGGGCCUCACAGAAGGAAUAUUUUAAAAGCCCAACAUGAUCGUGAAGUAGCAGAGAGAAAACGUAAGCAGGAAGAGCAAAUGGAAGUAGAAUUGUGAGUAUAUUCUAACUGCUUUUGUAAAAAUUGAGCAGUUAUGUGACUAGGGCAUUGAAAGAAAAGAAAGAUUCUCUACCAUUCUUUGUCUAGUAGUGUCUUUGUAAAUACUAUUUAAGCUGAAAUCCCACAGCCCACAUUUGGAUAACCAAAAGACAGUAGAAAGUGGCUUUUAGCUGGCGGAGAGACCUGCUCUCAUAACAGUGUGUACACUCACAAGUUACACUACCAGAGGCCCCCAGUAUACCUCCAGAGAGCUCCAUGGGCAGAGGGAGGGAAACGGGUAUGUUGAGAGUGGCUGCAGAUCCACAGGAUCCUAAGCCCCCUAACACAGACCACGAAACGGCACCAGCCUACUCUGUAGCUGACAUAGUUAACUCCACUCCCACCACUGCCAUUGUAGUCAAUGAGAAGAAAAAGAAGAAGAAAUGGAAAACAGACAGUAUGACUUUAGUUGUGGCAGUUGCUCUGUCAAAGAUUUCUACCACCACCAGGAUUGAUCUGUAAGUCUCUAAAGAAUAUUCAUUUACUUCCAGAAGUUGAGAAUUAUUUACUUUAAAUUGUUGGAUAAUUUUACAGGCAAAACAAAGAAGAAGGCAAAAAACCGGAAGCUAAGAAGAUGGAGAAAAAACGAGGUUUGUAGUGAAAGGUUUUUUAUGUUUAGUAAAUUUUGUAUUACAAAGGUAUACCCAAAGGAAAGCAUACACAGGUGUGUGUUUUUCUGCAGUUCCCUUUUCUCCCACAUGUGUAAAUGUCAUUUCAACUUUUAAAUAUCUGCUUGGAACUGACAGCAUACGGUAAUUUUAUUUGCUUUAUGACAUGAAAACUCGAUGGCUUGUCAAGACUUUGUUUCUAUUCAUAGUGUCAUUGUAGAAUCCAUGAUACCGUUAAGGUGCUAGGUACUCUUCAUACAUUAAAAUGUGUCUGUAGGAAUGUGCCAAGAAAACUAAGCUGCUGCUUUAUAGGAACAUAAGUCUUACUAAAGUGUUCUAGUUUUGCUACGAAAAAGCAAAUUGCAUUGCCUGCGUUUCAGCUUAAAUUUGUAUGCCAAUAUUGUUUUGGCGGGACGCGGGUGGCGCUGUGGGUAAAACCUCAGCGCCUAGGACUUGCCGAUCGCAUGGUCGGCGGUUCAAAUCCCCGCGGCGGGGUGAGCUCCCGUUUUUCGGUCCCAGCUCCUGCCCACCUAGCAGUUCGAAAGCACGCCUAAGUGCAAGUAGAUAAAUAGGUACCGCUUUAUAGCGGGAAGGUAAACGCCGUUUCCGUGUGCUGCGCUGGUGCUGGCUCGCCAGAGCAUCUUCGUCACGCUGGCCACGUGACCCGGAAGUGUCUCCGGACAGCGCUGGCCCCCGGCCUCUUAAGUGAGAUGGGCACACAACCCUAGAGUUGGACACGACUGGCCCGUACGGGCAGGGGUACCUUUACCUUUACUUUUACUAUUGUUUUGAGUACAGUCAGAAUAGUGCAGUUUUAUUACAGGCUUCCAGUUUUGCUUUAUCAGUUUUGGUGUAUUUUACUCAAAGCUGCUCAAAGGCAUUUUCCCCAUAUGGAUUUUAUAUUCACUAUCAUUUAAGAUACGUUUUGUUAAUAUUUAGAAACAUCAAUGGAUUCACGACUUCAAAAGAUACAUGCAGAAAUUAAAAACUCACUCAAAAUCGACCACCUUGUGAGUAUAUUGUGCUAAUACCAUUUGUUUCUGAAAGCUGACAAAAGUGUGUGUUUGUGUGUGUAUUGUUAAAGUGAAUUAAAAAUGUAUAUUCUUACGAAACAACUUUUUGGUUUGGCCUAGUGGUGUCCUUUCCUGACUUAGUGAUAUACUUAAUUUGAGUUGCCUUGGAUUAAAUAAGAGAGAUGGUGUUAACUGUAUGAAGUUUAGUGUGAGGAUGCAGAAUGUCAGAUUAAAAUAGUUUGCUAUAUACACAGUGCCCCAAGAGAAUAGUCCAUUUUCUGUGAGUUAAGCCCAUUCAGUUAAAAUAUUCCUGCUGUAAAAUCACACUGAAGUCUUGUGUGUUUUUAAUUUUACAAUGUUUACAAUGUUUUGUCCAAAAUCGUGUGUAAUAGUGAUGUUCCCUCCACCCUCAUCCUGAGAUUUAACAUUUGGGUUUUCAUAUAUUAGGAUGUAAACAGGUGCAUUGAGGCAUUGGAUGAACUUGCUUCACUUCAAGUAACAAUGCAGCAAGCUCAGAAGCAUGCGGAGAUGAUUUCAACACUUAAGAAAGUAAGAUUGGUGGCUUUUCUCAUAAAGAAAUUAUGAAGAUUGUUUAGCCUGUUCAUGAAUCCUUUAAUGUAAAACUUCUUUGUUUAAAAAUAGUAGAAUGCCGGGCAAGGAUUGCAAAACUUAAUUAGCAAUAAAAUAGACAUGGGGGGGGGGUUGCAACAAAAUGUUGAUCCAUAGGGUACUUUUCUUCAGGGUUUAUCCUCUCUAUUCCCCCUUCUGUUUUCCAUUCCUGUCCAUCUGUCAGACAGCAUUCUGUGCUCUCAUAGCUUUAGUUCUCAAUGAACUGUUAUAGGUGUGGGUAAGCUGGAACACUGGUAUGCAUUUGCAGCUUCAUCAAAGUAUUGGCUUCCUUCAUUUGUUUUUGUGGGCAGCUCCAACUUCCAUCUCUGUGGACAUAGAAAAAUAGGUCCUUGAUAUGAACCAGGAAGUAACCCAUCCAAGUAAUGAGAUCAUUAUUUCUGCCCUUUCUAGAUUUGUGUCUCUUCCUCCAUCCUCCUUUUCCAACCACUCCAUUCCCUCUCCCAGCCCAGUUUUCAGUACCCACCCCACCCCACAAAACCCCAGUCAGUCAAUAUUCAGUUGUCAAUGAGCAAAUGCAGUUCUCGUGAAGCUGUUUGGGGUGGCUUCUCAACUUCUGCAAACUUCAGGGUUCUCACAAGCCUGUUAAUACUUUGUGCAGGAGAAAGAGGGUAGGGUUUGAUUAUGGCUACAUAAGCACAAUUUCUUAGUCUUGAUAUCAGUGUUGGUAUAUAGAUGGUGACUGUUUCAGUAAAUACUAGAUGGCUUUGAGCAACUUGAUGAUAUUCUCAUAUAUUAACUGACCUAUCUCCUCCCUCCCCCCAAAUAUCUAUGUAUCUAUCUAUCAUCUAUCUAUCUAUCUAUAUCUGUCACAGAUACGGAAAUUCAAGGUCAGCCAAGUUAUCAUGGAAAAAUCAUCUAUGCUCUACAACAAAUUCAAAACAAUGUUUCUCGUUGGAGAAGGGGAUUCUGUUCUUUCACAAGUAUUGAAUAAGUCGCUGGCUGAACAGAAGCAGCACGAGGAAGCCAACAAAACCAAAGAACAAUGGAAGAAAGGACCAAACAAGAAAGCUGAAAAGGACAAAGAUCAAACAGGUGUGUGCAGUUCAUCGAGAAUAUUUAUUUCUUAGCACAAUUUAACUGGUGCAUCAUUUCCUGUUAUAUAUUCCAGUUUCGGAUAAGCUCUGGAAUUCUGAAUUUAAUACAAAGCACUCCUUUGCCAGUGCUUAGUCACAGCACACUUUAGCUGUAUUGGUAGCAACAGACUAGGUUUCAUGGUAAAGUUUUCAUGUUGUAGUUUACCAUGAACACACAGAACUCCUGCUUUGCUUCUCCCCUAGCAGGACCAAUAAACCACAAUCCCUACCUCAGGGUUGUGCCCAGACCUGUGAUGGUUGCUUGUUUCACUCUAAGCUACAAUUGGUAAGCCAAAAACUUUGGCUUUCCAUUUGGUUCAUAGCAAAACAAACCACGAUCCCCAGUUUGGACAUAAUGCUAGACCAGGGAUUAUUCCUCAUGCUGACUCUGCAUGUCCAAAGUAAACUUAACUAUGGCUUAACCAUUAUAUGCAAACAGUGAAUGAAUUUGAGAAGAUGUUACAUCUGUGUUCAAGAACCCACAAAUUUGGAAGCUAUGGCUCUUAUAAUAGUACUUGCAUGCUUUUUAAGUAUGUGAAGAUAACAAAAUAGUAUGAAAUCUUGUUUUGAGUACAGUACCAUUUUGGUAGUUACAGGUUUCUGCACUAACAGUGCAGUUUCCCGUGUUAUAACAAUGCCACUGGCGCAGCUGUUGCAGAAUUAGCAGUUUGUUGCUGUUUGCCUAUUUUAAAACAAGACUGAGACAGAGCAACAUUUCUGUUUUGUUUUUCCUUUUAACUUUAAAGGCACAAAGAUAGUGAAUGGUGCUUCUGACACACAAGAUGCAAACCAGUCACAGCAGAAUGGGGACAGCACAGAGGAAAAGAGAGAGAAGCUUGAAGCUGGCAGUAAGAAAAAGUAAGGGGUAGUUUCCAAUCUUGAAAAGAUGUAAUAACCUGAGGUAGAGGACAACAGAAGGUAGUCUGGGAUCUACAGAUGGGUCUCUGGGUAGCUUGCAAUAGGUUUUCAGAGAUUUCCGAUUUCCAGUUGUUUAACAGUAGCAGAAACACUCCUCCCACUGCAUCCCAAAAAUUAAGUUGCUGAAAUAGAGAAAGCUUUGGGAAUGCGAACCAGGAAUAGAUUUUGUGUGAAAGGGCUGUGAACUCAGUUCUGGAACUGAAAACAAAUUCUGGGCUGGGAUGCACCAGUGUGGUGCACCAGGUGUUCCUUAACUGUAAGAUUAUGCCAGUGCUGCUUUCUAAGCAACUAUUUUGCAUUAGCCUCCAGCUGAUAGCCCUUUGGGUUCUUGGAAAAAAUAAAGUAGAUCUCAUGGAAGUCCAUUCUCCUCUUCCCUAAGGAAUAUUUCAGCGUUUAUAUACAUGGUGAUUCCUCAGUUUUCCAUGUAGUUUUAAAGAGAACAAAAGAUAUAUUGGUAUACUUGUUUCCAUCACUUAUACUUCUCAGUUAUUUGUUAAACAAAUGUCUCUUAUUUUAAAAAAAUAUUCCUAUUAUCACAACUAUUAUUUACAUCAGGCAUAGGCAAACUCGGCCCUCCAGAUGUUUUUAGGACUACAACUCCCAUCAUCCCUGACCACUGGUCCUGUUAGCUAGGGAUGAUGGGAGUUGUAGUCCCUAAACAUCUGGAGGGCUGAGUUUGCCUAUGCCUGAUUUACAUUAUGGCCUACAGUGUUGCAAUACAGUCAUAAAAACUAGCAUUGGUGAUUGCCUGUUAUUAAAGGAUAACUGUUUCCUUGUACUUUCAGCUUUAAAGUUAUAGGGAAGUUAGCACCCCACUUUUAACCAUUGUAAAUGGAACAUGCCCCCUUUUUGCUCUGGGAACGUUCCUGGGAUUGCAGAAUUGGGGUGGAUCUAAGAUGGCAAUUCCCCAAUAGAACAGCUCAUGCAAAAACUGAUUGAACUCACAGGAGUGUUCAGCCACCCAAAAGAGAGGGAGUGCAUAGUGCCUCUUCAGGACUCACUGCGCUUGACAGUCUUUCUUAGUAAAUGAUAAAUUCUGCCACAUUACCUUGGAUGUAAUUUGCAUCAUUCGCUUAUGCCUGAUAUAUAGAUGCAGCAGUUUUAUCUGCCACGAGAAGUUCCCAGAAUAGUGAUUUGUGCACAAGCACAGAGGGAGGCUUUUUAAAAAGCAUUUCAUUCUCACUCAGACUAAAAGUAUGCUUCAGAUAUGACGUUUGGGAUGUUGACAAUGCUAGCUAGCUGAGAAAGUGGGAUGGUUGCAUUUUAAUUUUCUAUCUCACCUUACACUAUAACUGCAGGCUGUCUCUGACUCCACCCAACCCCCCGGGACUUUAUACAAAAGCAGUUGUAAGAUUAUUGCAUGUCAGUACAAUAAAAAUAUAGCUGAAACGUGUUAGAAGUAUACAUUGGUACUGUGCUUUUCACUAGGACAUCGAGUGAUGGAAGAGAACAGGAGAAGACGAAGAGCGCAGCCUCUGAAAAUGAGUGAAUGCAGCCUAAUUUUUGUAAAGUACAUAUUAAAGAGGAUUAUAAGGGUUUGCAUUUGAAAACUAGAUCGCGGAAAGUUUAAAAUAAUUUUAUAAGCAUAGUAUUUUAAUGUGUACAAUUUUUGUGGAGUUGUGAAGAGAAUCUCUUUAACGUUUGUCUUUAAAUAUUUAAAAUCCUGAUAGCAUAUGGCCCAGUAUUAACAGGCAAUACUCACUUCAUAUAUAAAGACCAAGUUGAUUUAGAGACUGAACAGUGCUUGUAUGUUUUGAAUUAGUACCGUAGCAUAUGUUUACCUGACUACUGUAUGUUCACUUUUUAGUUAAUGACAGAAAAAUAACAUUCUUUUAGAAUUGCCAAAUUGCUCCACUUGUAUAAAUCUAUUUUCUUCCUGUUGUCUGUGCAUAGUUUUCAGAGUUGUUGUUUGCCAAAGUGUCUGUUCACUGUGUUUUGUAAGAAGCCAAGAGCAUUUUGUAGCAGCUAAAAUGUUACGUACGAGUAUAUUCAGUCAGUCCUUUAUAAAGAAGUUGGUUUUGUUCUUGAAAGCUAAUUGUGCCAAUUUAAUAUGCUCUGACUUUCUGUGGUAUGCUUUUGGUAUUGUAGAUAUCUUACUAAGGAAACUCAAGUUUCCAUUGGAAUUAUUGAUGCACAUUUGUCGCAAACACUGUCUUGAAGCAUUUUGUUUUUAAAAAAAUAAAGUUUAUGCAGAAAAGGCAGCUCUGUAUAUUUUAAUGAGAAAUCUUCCCUUUAGUACAGAGUGAGAGAGACUGCUCACUCAGUGAAAGAGGCUAAUUUACCUAUUUAACUGGUUCCUCAUCUUUCAUAGACUGCUAUUCAAAAGGAGCCCUCAGAGGCACACAUUCCUGUGUUUCGUAGCCGAGGUAAGGAUUUGAACACGGUCUUUCUGGGCGUUGUGAGACAUUCUAACUACUAUAACACUUUAGCUCUCAUUUGGCAUUUCUUUUCACAAAACUUAAUAUUACUGAAAUAGUUCUAUAUAUCAGACAGUUAGAAGAACUUGAUAGGAAAAAAAUACAUGAUGCAAGCAUGUAAAAUUACAAAUCAAAAUUCAAGCUAGAAUGGAGGUUGCUAACCUUUUUGGGCAAAAGAGCAUUGGUAAUUUUGAGGAAGUGGGUGCUAGUAACAAGAUGGCUACUGUAGGGUGUAGCAGAACACAAAACAAGUGUUGUGGCCAUAGAAUGGUGCAAGCAUUGCCCUGGUCAGUGGAAAGAAGAGCCUACAGCUGCUGCUGCUGCUGCACUCGCUGACAAAGAGAAGCUCUUUGCACAUCUCAUUGCUUCAGAACAGAAGAGGUGAUUGGUGCCCAACCAGUGAACUGUGGGCAUUGCACAAUCAUUAAAAAAAAAUGUUUAAAGGGGGUUGUUCAGGGUUGGAGGGGCUGAGGCAGCACAAAAGAGGAAAUAAAUAUUGAGAGCUUUUGUGAGUGCCAUAGGAGGUACCAGUGGGCGUAAGGUGCCUGAAGGUCCUAUAAAAAUAAAAGGUAAAGGACCUGUGCUGGUGGCCCCAGCUUACAGAGCCAUCUAUAGGAAUCCCAAGCUGAACACUUAGGUCUGGAUUCAAAGAAGUUGUUGCACUAGCAGAAGCCUGCACAACAAGUGCUGUUAGCACAAUGAUACAUUUACCAUAUUUUUCGCUCUAUAACACGCACCUGACCAUAACACAUAGUUUUUAGAGGAGGAAAACAAGAAAAAAAUAUUCUAAACGAAACAGUGGAUGUAUGAUUUUUGUGGUUCAUGCUGUGGCCACAGACAUGUGAUCUGACGGUGAGUUUGGGGUAGCCCAAUGCAAAAAUCCUGAGGAUCCAUGUGGAUCCAUGCUUUGUAACCAUGUUUUUGCACCAUUGUGGCCCCAUGAAACAGUGGGUGCGUGUGUUUUUUGGUGCAGGCUGUAGCCAUGGACAUGCUAUGUGAUCUGAUGGUGAAUUUGGGGUGACCCAGUGCAAAAAUCCUGAGGAUCCAUGUGGAUCCGUGCUUUGUAACCAUGCUUUAAGUGGGGAGGGAAGGAAAAGCACUCAAGGGACAAGGAGCACGUGGGGGGGGGUGGAGAAGGAUGCUGCUAAUAAUGCAGGAGAGGCUUCUCUCCGGCUUUGCUCCUUUAAAACAAGCAGGCUCUGCUUCUCUCCCUCCUCCCCGGCAAGGAAACCACGAUAGUAACCAAACAAAUCAAACCAGACAAAUCAAGAAAAAUUGUGACCAACACUCCCCCAACAAGCACAGUGAGGUCAAAACACACACACAGAGAGAGAGAGAGAGAGAGAGAACUGGCCCUAAAGUCGCAGGGCGCUGGAAGUCGCAGGGGCGCUGGGGGAGUGAACAGGAAGCAAGAGAAGGAGCCCUCACACAGACACACAGAGUGUCAAUUCUAAAGUCGCAGGGGCGCAGGGAGAGUGAACGGGAAGCAAGAGAAGGAGAAGGAGCCCUCACAGACACACAGAGUGUCGAUUCUAAAGUCGCAGGGAGAGUGAACGGGAAGCAGGAGAAGGAGCCCACACAGACACACAGAGUGUCAAUUCUAAAGUCGCAGGGGCGCAGGGAGAGUGAACGGAAGCAAGAGAAGGAGGAGGAGGAGGAGUUUGGAUUUCAUAUCCCGCCUUUCACUCCCUUUAAGGAGUCUCAAAGCGGCUAACAUUCUCCUUUCCCUUCCUCCCCCACAACAAACACUCUGUGAGGUGAGUGGGGCUGAGAGACUUCAAGGAAGUGUGACUGGCCCAAGGUCACCCAGCAGCUGCAUGUGGAGGAGCGGAGACGCGAACCCGGUUCCCCAGAUUACAAGACUACCGCUCUCAACCACUACACCACACUGUCAAUUCUAAAGUCGCAGGGGUGCUGGGAGAGUGAAGGGGAAGCAGGAGGAGGAGAACGAUAGCUCAAGCACACACACACACACAGCCCCUACAGUGGCUAAUCCAAAAUCGGACAGCAAAAAACUGCAGGCAGGGACAGAGAGCAGGGGUUGUUUUAAAGCAGCCAACUCCCACUCUGCUUCUCUCCCUCCUCCCCGGCUCCGCUAGCUGACAGGAGCCGCUUACACCCGCUUUGCUGUUUCAAAGCGAGCCACGGACUGCUCACGACUGCAGCAAAUUCCCCCGCCAUCUGUAGGCAUCCGCUCCAUAACACGCACAGACAUUUCCCCUUACUUUCUAGGAGGAAAAAACUGCGUGUUAUGGAGCGAACUUUACGGUACUUCCUCUUCUGCAACACACAUCUCAUCUGCUCUGGAGAAUCCCAGAAGAGCACAUUGCUGAUUCUGCCCGGCAAGCUGAAAUGCUUGUGCUGAUGGAAUGAUCUUACCAUGACCCCAAAUCAUUCCAAGGCUUGAGUAAACAGCUGUGAUUUAGGCAGACAACCAAAUGAAGAGUGUCAGGUUUAGUUCAGUGUGCAUGAGAUUCCACAAGCACUGCAACCUCAUCUGCCCUUCCUGGUGACCUGAUCCAGUGGCUUCAUUUUGCUCAGGUGUGGGGAACCUCAAAUGAAGCUCUUGCCCAGCACUGACUGGACUCAAACUUUCCUAGCUUCAUCAAGGUUACUGUUUCAUGUAACUUCAGCCCAUCUCCUACAAUCAAUGUCUGAUAAACUUGUUUCAGGAAACAUUCUAAAACAGGGUAACCAAUAUGGUGCUCCCCAGAUAUUGUUUGGACUCCCAACUGUUAUCUUUGUUGAUGCCGGCUAGGACUUUUGGGAAUCUAAAAAAAGUUCUAACAACUUUUUGAGAUCCACAGGGUCCCCAGCCCUGAUACAGAUGUUAAAUACUAUGUGCAUAUUGAUCACAGGUAUCCCUUCAAUAUACGUUACCUUCAGCCUGUAACAUGUUGGGGCACGUCAUACAUAGGUCUACAUCAGUGAUGGCCAAACUUGGUCCUCCAGCUGUUUUGGGACUACAACUCCCACCCCUAGCUAACAGGACCAGUGGUCAGGGAUGGUGGGAAUUGUAGUCCCAAAACAGCUGGAGGGCCAUGUUUGGCCAUCACUGGUCUACAUGCUGUGAAAAGAAAACCUUGGCUAAAAGAGAUUAAAACAAAGUAACAUUCACUUGGGAUAACACAAUGCUCAUCUUACAGUUAAAAUCCAGUAUUCUGUUUUUAUUUGAAUUAUUGUGAUGUAGAAGUUGAAACACUGAGAAGAAAAUCAAAGCUUUAGGGUUUAACAAAUAUCAAAACUUUGUGAUGCCUGAAACCUUGGAUAUAUUUCAUCAAUGCAUUCUGAACAGGAUUAUAUCCUGUAAUGAUAUAUAGUCGUACCUUGGAUCUCGAAUGCCUUGGCUCCCAAACGAUCAAAACCAGGAAGUAAUUGUUCUGGUUUGCAAAUGUUCUUUUGGAACCCAAAUGUCUGACGGGGCUUUCACAGCUUCCAAUUGGCUGCAGGAGCUUCCUGCAGCCAGUCAGAAGCUACACUUUGGUUUUCAAACAUUUUGGAAGUCAAAUGGACUUCGAGAAUGGAUUCCAUUCGACUUCCAAGGUACAGCUGUAUUCUAAUAUUGCUUCUGAGACAGCAGGUGGCACCAUUACAUUAUAAGAAGUCUGUGCUUCAAAAUACACACCCAGUGCCUUGAAAUAGCAGCCAUUUAAAGUAAUUAAAAUUUCCAACAAAGCUUGAUUGCAGGUCAGGUUUUGUCUUCUCAUCUCUAGUCGAUUGCAGAUGGUUUACUUGUCUCAGUACUCCAUGGGUCUUGAUGGAUUCUAGGUUAGCCUCCAUUUGUAUAGACCCCAGCCCGUAAUUGCAUUGCUUAUGGAACCAUGGAGCCUUGAUUUUAUGCAUAAUAGACUAGUGAAGAAUAUCCAGUGGCACUUUCUAACCUAGUUUUUCCAAGGCUGAUGGUUCCAGCCCUGUUAUCUCUGUCUAAAUUCUUCACACCUUUCUUCCAUUCACUACAUAUUAUGCUGCCAUGGCCACCCAACUUCUAUGUAUGGAAGAGCAACAAUGCUCCUAGAAGAGGUCUGUUAGUGUCGCAAUUUCUCCUCCAGCCACACUCCAAAACUAAGCAAGGCUGGCUGUUUCAAAAACCAUGCAGGUGAAUGCUUAAGGGAUAAAACCAACAGGUGCAGGAGGGACUAAGCACUCCUUACUGCCCACUGAAUCUCUCUGCAAAUGCCCACCUUUAUAGUGACUAAAAUUUGCACGUCCUACAAUUUCAGAACGACCAAAUUUUUCAUCAAACCCCUUUUAUCUUUCAAUGUUACCUGUUAAAACUGAAUUUACCUGUUACUUUCAGCAACAAAUUCUGCUUAAUAGUCUGCAUUUUUUGGUGAUUUCGCACCUCUGCAAAAAGCAACUGUAGUAGAACGUUACAAGAGGAAGAAUAAACAUUGCCACUUAACAAUUCCAGGGAUGCUUAUCUGCAGCUAGGUGUAAAAAUGCAUAGGCAAUUACUGCCUAAAGCUGGGGGCCGAAUGAGUACUUCCAUUGGCCUGGAAGAGAGACUUGUUAUCUAUUUCCAUGGCCAGCAUACGCAGAAUAAAUGGUGAAAACUAUAGAAUCAUAGAAAAGCAGGAAUCUCAACAUACCAUCCCCAAUCCAAUUUGACACCAUGCAUGUCUUCACAGAGCUCUGAGAUUAUAUAGCUCUUUGGGUAUAGAAUGAUUUGUAGUGAGAGGACACUCAGCCAUGAUUAUGAACAGCCAUAGUUGUCAGGUAGACAGAGAAAACUAAACUGACAGUUCUUGAUGAACCCAGAAUUUAUUUAUUUUUUAAAGGUGCUAUUUCCCCACUAUAUGGGCUUUGACUUUGUGACCACUAAAUGGUCAUUAAACAAGUAGCCAAAACAUCAGUACCCAGCUGGUGUGAGAGAAAUUUAAUUAGAACCUGGCAGCUGGGUCCAAUACCAGGUUUGACUCGGUGGACUCGUUCAAAAGAAAAUACUAAAUGAAAAACAGACCCAUCUGUCCUGCAGAAGCUCCAGGGAUUCAUGGAAUUAAGGGAGCAAUGUUUUUCCCCUGUAAUUUAUCAUUCAUUGUGUAAAUUCAAUAUAGCACUGAAGGUCACCGUAUCUGAGGUGCAACAGGCGCAGCAACAAAAUAUGAUUUCAGUAACAUACCCCUUUCGCCUUUAGGUGAUGAACGGUCCAAUACAAGUGAUUCUUGCUCAGCAUUCUAAUGCCACGAUUUACAAAACGUAGAGCGAGCUUCCCUGCAGAAAUGUAUUUUUGCCUUUUCCAGGUUUCCGAUUUGAGAGGCAACUUGACUGGACUCAAGAUGAAGAGACUCAGAAUGUAACUUGAAAAAAGAGACACUGCACAUACUUUUGU
Podarcis lilfordi (Lilford's wall lizard) is the source of this 28253-nucleotide messenger RNA. The record is from the annotation of a GenBank genome assembly. NCBI's taxonomy places the organism in Eukaryota, Metazoa, Chordata, Lepidosauria, Squamata, Lacertidae.